This is a messenger RNA of Alexandromys fortis (reed vole), 1473 nucleotides long. Its product is annotated as coordinator of PRMT5 and differentiation stimulator-like. Gene Ontology annotation, molecular function: histone binding. Bases 88 to 483 code for a protein of 131 amino acids. The record is from RefSeq and is a predicted model, not a curated record. The transcript has 2 exons. NCBI's taxonomy places the organism in Eukaryota, Metazoa, Chordata, Mammalia, Rodentia, Cricetidae. Gene Ontology annotation, cellular component: nucleus.
UAGUUAAGAAAGGAAAUAAGGGAGGCCCCCAGCGCGGAGGUUGGCUUUGCCGCAGCUGACCUCUCUGGUCAUGAGACAGAGACUGAGAUGGCCAUGGAUCGACUAGCCAGAGGAGCCCAGAGCAUCCCUACUGGCAGCCCUGCCCAUGCUGAGGGCCCAGGUGUGGAAGAGGAUGGCUUUGUGGAGAAGGAAGACGAUGGGGAACUGUACGCCUGGGAGCUGUCAGAAGGGCCACCCAUGGAACAGGCUGCUGAUCUCUUUAGCGAGGAGGACUGGGACUUGCAGCUGAGAGCAGACCAAGGCAAUCCUAACGAUGCCGAUGACAUCCAGGGGAGCAUGUCUCAAGAGAUUAAGCCUUGGGUGUGCUGUGCCCCGCAAGGAGACAUGAUGUAUGACCCCAGCUGGCACCACCCCCCUCCACUGAUACCACAUUAUUCUAGGAUGGUCUUUGAAACAGGACAGUUUGAUGAUGCUGAAGACUAACUCGUCACUUUCUGCCUCGUGGGAGUUUGUGUUCUCCAGAUCAAGGGUUGUUUCCUGUGUUCAGUGAGAUGUCCUGUGCAGGCGUUGUUCCCAGGGUUCCUCAGCAUGGGCCACAGGCGGCUGUUGACUGGGGCUGCCGCUCUUCAUUUUGUUGUUAGUUCUGUUGUUGUUGUUAAUGGACACUUGGGUAUGUGUUGGCAUUUUUUUGUUCUUUAUAAAGGAAAAAAUAACUCAGAAAAAAAAAAGAAAGGAAAUAAAUCAUCAGGGAAUUCUAGAGGGGAAGGCUGGUGUGCUAUGCUACAUUUUUAGGUUGUUAGAUAAAGAGCUAAAAGUUUUAUUUUCAGUAAAAUUAUGAGUAGGGCACGGAUUGUUUUUUAAAUCAGUGCACCACUUUUUUUCUCCCAGCAUGUAUUGAUAAUAUCGGGUAACCAGACAACCUAUGUACACAGUCGGGGGAAGCUUAUGGUUCCUACAUCUGAUAGCAUAUUCACCAGAUGCUGCAAUUUCUACGGCUCUGUGUCUGGAGUUUACACUGAUUACUCUAAGCAGGAGAAACAAAGACAAAUGAUCAGUUCUGGGAUAUGCUGUUAUCAAUCAUUCUGAUCAUGGGCAUUGUGGGUCUGUGGUGCCAACAGGAAGUCUUUUCUCUGGGUUGUGGUUAAUUAUCUCCUCUGCUGUCCUUGGGAGUAAAACACAAGCAGUAAGUUUCCUGAACUAAAAUUUUCAGUAAACUGAGGUGAAGGUGAGCGUAAGGAGUCAGGAAUCUUUUAAGUUGGGUAAAACCAGGGCUUGCUUAUUCUUCUAUCUGAGCAGCUAUGAAUCAACAGCUUUGGGCAAGUAGUAACUCUGUGUCCUUGGAUAUCUGUGAAUGUCUUAAAUGGAAUGCUUUUGCCUGGAUCCUGUACACUGACCAAAUGCCUGUCAAUAAGGAUAACUACAGGAAGGCAUGUCUCUGCAUUUACCUAGGAGAGAGAAAGGAAGGCCUGGCAG